Coregonus sp. 'balchen' is the source of this 42647-nucleotide messenger RNA. The record is from the annotation of a GenBank genome assembly. Lineage: Eukaryota; Metazoa; Chordata; Actinopteri; Salmoniformes; Salmonidae.
AGCAGUUUAUGUGUAAAACCCCGGCCAUAGCGGAUAUUGUGAUCCUGGUGGACGGAUCAUGGAGUAUCGGACGGAUAAACUUCCGUCAGGUCCGCAUGUUCCUGGAGAAUCUGGUUAGCGCCUUCCAUGUGGAGUUUGACAAGACACGGAUAGGUGAGGAAACCAUCCAUCAGCCAUUUUACUGGUUUAUUGAUGUUCUUUCCCUAUCAUUGUCAUCAUCAUUAUAAUUAUGAGAAAGCAGUAUUGCUAAAGCACUCAUGAUUAGAUGGUGAUAGCCAAUUAGCCAUAUGGUCAUGGCCAUAUCCUGUCUAUUCCACCCACUGGAGUCACAGGUACUGUAGUUUCUGUGUUGUUGUGCUGCUGUGUUUCAUCUGAGUAAUAAAUUAUUAUUGUCAGUACACAUGUGGAUGUGUGUUGAGAGAAGCUCAUAGUGUUGAUACCCUGUGCACAGGUCUAGCCCAGUACAGUGGUGACCCCAGGAUUGAGUGGCACCUGAACACUUUCACCACCAAAGAAGCAGUCAUCAACGCUGUGAAGAACCUGCCCUACAAAGGAGGGAACACACUGACGGGUACUGGAAAGGAAUCCUUUCUUCCUCUGUUCUCUGUAAUACUACUGAACUCCACGUAAUACACAUUACCCACCGACACAUAUUACGCUCAUAAUGUUAUUCUGCCACAAUGUAUUAGAUGUCCAGAUAAACAGAUUGUCAAUCAGGUUUGUAUUACAUUUUGACCAUAUCUUAGAGAUUUAGACAGGCAACCCAAUAACCUAACAAAGACGCUAAUACUGUAUGUGACACUCCUCAAGAACCCCUGUGUAUGCAGGAGUUAGACAGUAUGCUGAUCUUUUUCUCUCUAGGUCUUGCAUUGACGUACAUCCUGGAGAACAGUUAUAAAACUGAGUCAGGAUCCAGGGCCGGCGUUCCCAAAAUUGGAAUCCUGAUCACAGAUGGGAAGUCUCAAGACGAUGUCCAACCCCCGGCUCAGAGUCUGAGAGAGGCGGGAAUAGAGCUGUUUGCCAUUGGUAUGAGAAAAAUAUGCAUCUUAAUUCUGUCUAAAUGCUCAUAUACUAGUGUAGUUAAAGAGAUAGUUGAAUGCAGAUGCACUUUUCUUGAAGAAUGGAGGACAUUUUUUUCACCUUUAACAUUUAUAUUUAGGAAAACUGUUUUGAGUGUGAAGCCACCUGUUCUGACACCUGCUUAGUGUAGUGAUAUGUCAUCUAGAGAUGUCUCAUUCUACUCAUCCUACUCAUCUCUCCCUCUCUCUCUUUCUGCCGGUGUCUCUCUCUCCCCCUUUUCCUCCUUCACUCUCUCUACCUCUUUCUCUGUAAAGGUGUGAAGAAUGCCGAUGAGAAAGAGCUGAAGGCCAUCGGCUCGCCUCCAGAGGAGACGCACGUCUACAACGUGGCCGACUUCAGCGCCAUGAGCUCCAUCGUGGAGGGUCUGUCCAGGACCAUCUGCGACCGGGUCGAACAGCUCGACAAGGCAAUCAAAGGUGAGCCAGAUUCAAGUAGGGUAGUAGAUUCAGAAAAGAGAAUUGAAAAUGUUAAAUCCAGACCUGGGUUCAAAUACAUGUGUAAUUCACCAUCUGGUAUUUAAAAUCCAUAGUAUUGAGUAUUUUGAAAUGCACAGCCCAAAACAAAUACUUCUAUUUGAGUAAUUUAAUGGUUAUUUGUAAAAACCAAGUUGUCUGCCAUAAUUGUAUUUGACAGCAUUUUCAAAUACUUUUCAAGUUUAUUUUCCAAAUACAUUAACAUAUUCAACUACUUGUCUUUUCAACAAAAAAUCAAUCUGAAUACUUACUUUGAAUGUAUGUUAAAGUAAUUGAGAUAUUUGAAACAGUAUUUGAACCCAGGUCUGGUUACAUCACAGGUGAGCAUUAAAGACAUUUAGUCAUAUAGUAUCCCUUUUUACAAACAGACAGUGUUUGAAAUGUGUCACUUCAGUCAUUUUGGAAAAAUCCACACGAAAGCAAACAAAUCCAUCCUCUCAUCCUCUCACCCUUUCUCUUUCUUCACCCACCCUACAUCUUCUCAGGCGACAGAGGCCCAGAAGUCACCAUGGCCGCUCCCAGUGACCUGGUGACCUCAGAGGUGACAGCCAGGAGUUUCCGGGUGUCGUGGACCCACGCACCAGGGACGGUGGAGAAGUACCGGGUGGUGUUCUACCCUACCAGCGGGGGCCAGCCCGAGGAGAAGGUGGUGCAGGGCACAGUAGACACGGUGGUGCUCAACUACCUGCUCUCUCUGACUGAGUACCAGGUGGCCGUGUUCGCCAUCUACGCCAGCUCAGCUAGCGAGGCCCUCCGAGGCAGCGCCACCACAUGUAAGUCUAGUUACAAAACUGAAUCCCACCUUGGAUAUCUGUGUUUACUAAGUACACAAUUGACCUUAUGCAAAGUUAAAGGGGAUGGUGAGUAAACCUACCGCUGUCAGACUGACAUACAGAUGGAGGGGGAACAAAGACAAUUUACUCCAUCCAGUAAUGCUGUAAAUGCUCUCACUUUUGGAGCGCUUAAGUAGAUAAUUUAAGUGAGGGGAUGUGGCCACUCGUGGCCAAACAGGUUAACGGGAAUGGAGAUUUCUUUGCUGUGUGAAUUGUGAAUUAUGCCUGUUGACUUCAUUGUUUACAAUUUGACUGUUGUUUCUCCAUUUACUAUGUUACGAAACUGGUUAGCAAACCUACACUCUUAGAAAAAAGGGUUCCAAAAGGGUUCUUCAGCUGUCCCCAUAGGAGAACCCUUUGAAAAACCCUUUUUGGUUUCAGUUAGAACCAUUUUGGGUUCCAUGUAGAACCCUCUGUGAAAAGGGUUCUUCAUGGAACCCAAAAGGGUUCAACAGUACCUGGAACCAAAAGGGUUAUUCCUGGAACCAAAAAGGGUUUUUCAAAGGGUUAUCCUAUGGGGACAGCCGAAUAACCAUUUUAGGUUCUAGAUAGCACCUUAUUUUCUAAGAGUGUAUAUAAACACUGGCAAAUCAGGGGAAGCUAGGACAUGCUAACAAGUCUGUAACCUCUCCGAGUCGAGGUAAGUGAACAGGGUGUUGUAUGUCUUUGUCCCUAGUGGAGACAGCAUAGCCUACUCUCCAGGGUCCAGGGAGAGCUCAGUUGGGACUCCGUUGUCGCCUAGCCCAAGCAGGUUAUUAGGUUCAAAUGUUGACAAAGAUAAUAGUCUACAAAAGGAAAAACAAAAAUGCAUGCCAAACUAAGGAAAAGGAUUCAGACACAAAUGGGAAAGCCCUACCUGGUCAGGAGGCUACUCCCAAUCAGCUUCUCAGCUAGGUAAUCACUCCCUACCGGCACUCCAAGCACCUGGCCCAGCUGCUGCUGGGAUGUGAAGAGGGCAAAUGGACUGCUAACUGUGUCCUAACCUCCUCCCUACCUCUAACCCCUGAUUAGACAGAGCAGGGCUGGAGCAAAAACCUGCAUAUGCGGUAGGUAAGCAUUUCACUGUUAGUCUGCACCUGUUGUUUACAAAGCAUUUGAUUUGAUUUGAGCUCUCCAUUAGGAGGGUUUUGCUAACCCAGGUCUACUAGUCUAAGUCAUUUCCUAGUUUUAACCCUGCGUGAACUGUGUGUGACCACUGUGUGACCCAUAGAAAUACAAUUACUAGAAUGGGCUAAAGCCCCUCUGACCUCAGCAAUUUGACUGCACCCUCAUGGGUACACUCAAUUUGACUGACAUGGAAUUGUAAUCCUGAACAUUGACUUGAAUGUUGAUGCCUGUUCUAGUAAUGAUAUGGUGUGACCCGUGUAUGACCUAUGUGACCCUUGUGUGUUGCAGUGGCCCUGCCCAUGGUGAACAACCUGGAGCUGUUUGACAUCACCCACAACACCAUGAGGGCACGCUGGAGGGUCGCAGAGGGGGCUUCUGGCUACAUGAUCCUCUAUGCCCCGCUGACCGCGGGAGACGAAGUCGACGAGAAGGAGGUGAGAAAAAAGAGACAGAAGGGAGGAUGGAGAGGAUAGAGGAUGAGAAAAUGAGAGAGAAGAGGAAUGAGAUGGUAAAAUAAAGACAGAGGGGAGGAGAAAUGACUGUCAGAAAGGAAAGGAAAGAAGAAAGAUGGACAGAUGGAGAGGGAAGGAGAGAGAAGAGGAUAUAAGAAAUGGAGUGGCACUUUUAAAUACAGAUGAAAGUAAAGAAGUAGUAGGAGAGGGAAUUUAGACUCAAGGCAAUGAAAUAUUUAGAAUACACUCUAACUCAGUGGUCACCAACCUUUUCUGAGUCAAGAUCAGUUUCUUAGUCAAAAUGCAAGCCAAGAUUUAACAUGACUUAAAAAACAAAGGCCUAUGCAACAUUAACCAAUUAAAAACUGUUUUGUAGCAAUGAGGUUUGUGUAGUAGGCUAUAGGCCCAAUACAUUAUCACUGCAUAUUGGCUAUGCUUGAAUUGCCCUGCCAAUGUUGAUCUUCUCAGACCAUUUUGAAAUUAUCUUUCAAAAUUGUAGGUAUAUGAUCACACUGGUAAUAGAUCAUUUGUUGUAUUACUUGUGAGGCACAGCUGAGUGAGCAUAAUAGAGAAGUAAAAUAUUCCUCGAUAUAAAAAAAUACACAAGCCGCUAAUAAUAACAACGCAAGCUUAUCAAAACACUUUGCUAUACUGCAGUACUGGCGUGAGUGGAAGUAGCGAGCGCGCAUUUUAUGGCUUAUUAAACUGUUGAACAAAGUGUUGACAGUGCUGAAUACCAACUUAAUCAUGAACUUAGUCAGAAAAACAGCAGCUCUUUGCUGUAUUCGUUGAGUCUCUAGUCGUGAUUUUAAAAGUUUUAAAAUCUCACAUUAUCAACUUUGCUGUGCGUUCAAUGCUUUUAACAGUCUAUGGUGCGAGGAAACUGUGCAGACACGGUGAUCUGAGCUAUCUGAUUGGCCAGUUGUAGGCCUAUAGGUGCACUUGAUUUACUCUCUGGGCCUGCCGGGUAGGUGGAGUUCUACCUUCAGACACAUGAAAUGGUUCAUAACCUUCCCCGCUCUAGGGCUGCUAAAUCAAGUGCACCUACCACCAACAAGGCUUUAUCGUUGUUUUUUUUACAGAAAUGUUUGGUGAUCGACUAGGAAUGACUUGGAGAUCGACCGGUUGGUGACCACUGCUCUAACUAGUGCAGUGGAACGGGGUGAGGAGAGAUGGAGAGGGAGAGAGAAGUUCCUCCACCCAUCAAAUUCCACCCAUCCUGUUAGUGCUCAUUAAAAAAUAACACUCCCUCCAGGCACAGUCAUCAGUUCAGGUUCACAGUUUCACUUGCUCAGCCUGUUGGGGCACAACACAAGACCUUCUGGGGCUUUUCUCUCUUUUUUUUCUCAAAGGGAGGUUUGAAGUUUUUGUAUCUUUUUCAAAUAAAGUUACACUGGCUGUUGUCGAUCGAUCCAGACAGGUUUUAAGUGCAUAUCUCGGUUGUUUAGUUAAAUGCUGCAGCCUCUAGCUAGAUUAGCAUAAAACUAAUGGAAUUCUGGGGCAGUAUGCUCCAUUCUCUAAAAGGCAGGAAAUGGCACUUCUUUCACACACUUAUGUAUCACGUCUGGCUGGCUGGCUGGCUGGCUGGCUGGCUGGCUCGCUGCCACUUUAUUUGGCUGUCUGACCGCCUUGCCCUUGUCUAUUUGAUGGUUGAUUCUGUCUCUAUCAACCCCCUGCGCCUUUGCCAACCUCUCUGCGUACCUGUCUGUCACCUCGUCUAAGGUCUCUGAUGACUGUUUGUGCAGGUGAAAGUGGCUGAGACGGUGAAUGAAGUGGAACUGAAGGCCCUGACUCCAGACACAGAGUACACAGUGACCGUGUACGCCAUGUAUGGAGAGGAGGCCAGUGACCCUUUGACCAUUCAGGAGACCACCCGUGAGUAACCGCCUCAUACACUCGUACUCAUGCACGUGCACGCACAGAUUCACACACACAUGCAUAAGCAGGCACUAACACAUACGCACACACACACACAUGAGAAUUUCAGAAACACUGAGCUACCCGUAAGAAAACAGUUGGGACACUUGUAAAAACAUGAGUAGAAAAAGCUGUCAUAAUAAAUGUGAAUCUCUAUCAGAACAUGGGAUGAAUAUUUCCUGGCUGAGCAUGAAAAUAUUUACUGUAGGUAUUUACAGUAGAUGUUUGGUUAGCCAUCCGGCCUAGUGAAUUUGCAUAAUUCUGCCUGCAUCUUGUAGGAGCGAUAUCAAGCCCUGGCAAGCUUUAGAACAAGACCUAACGAACAGGCUGCCAAAACAAUGGUGUUUGUGCUAAUUUUACAUUUCAGAGCUAUUUGGGGGCAUCAAUUUAGUGUUGAAGUUGACGAUCUGUCAAUCAUCACUUUGCUAAUUCAUGUGUUAUUAACUUUCUUCAAAUGUUGAUUAGGGAGGUGUCACGACAUGUACAGCAGAUUUACGGGUCAUUCCACGAAAUUAGUGCCUUUUGAUAUUUUAAGGAGAAAUUGUGCACCAAUAUUGCAUUUUUUAAAACUGUUAUAUUAAAUGAAGUUCCCUUUAAUAUAGACCACAUGGAGAAUUCAAUCAAUCUGAUUGAAUCACAUGUCCCUCCAUGUACUCUCCGUGACUUCUAGGAAGAUAUUAACCCACUUAACACCAGCAUUUCUCCACGUUUUCACCAUCAUUGUAAAGCCCUAGUUAUUUUGUUGCUUUGACAAAGUCAUUUCUGAAGAUGAUUAUUUAUUUAAUGUGAUUAGGGAUUAAUUUACCCUGUUAUGUGAACUGAACUCUCAUUUUAAAAUUGUGAAACUGUUCCUUAUUAUUUUUGUAUUUUUUUAAGAAACAUUGAACAUCUAAUAGUCAAAUCAUAGUGUUAAAGGUGGUGAGCUGGUUCUACUGUUUUUGUAAAUUUUCUGGUGUUUUGUCGUGUAAAACAGCUGGUCGAGCAUAACAUGUCAACCCUGUUACGUAUAGAUAGACUGGCUAGAAAUUUUUUAACAAUUUCAUUUGUUUUGUAAAGCUUGCAAUAAAUUGCCACUCCCUGUUGCACACAUCAGGCUUCUAUUCCCCCUGUCACAAUGACUGAUUUAAGAUGAAAUCGUCAACCUUGUUACGGUCAACCCUGUUACAGUCAACCCUGUUACAUAUUUGGCGCUUAAUAGGCACUUACAAAAGUCAUUUUUUAAAUGUAACCUCUUGAGAUGGGAAAAUGUGUUUUUUAUGAAGUUGAACAUGUGCUCUUUAUGACAGAAUGUUAAAAUGAAGUGAAAUCAAACGUUUUCUUUUUUACCAAGUUACACUUCUCAAAAGGCACCGAAUUGGUGGAACAUACAGAGGCUUGAAAACAGUUUAGAAAGUAGUUGUCCUUACACAUUUUGUCUGUUAUAAGGGUACAGGAUAGUGCCUUAAAGGGAAAGUUCACUCAAGAAUAAAACUUUUUUAGAUGUUGUGUAGAUCCAGUUUAUAUGUCUCAACCACAAUAGAAUGGGAAAGAAAAACACUGUCUUAAACACUGCUAGUAUUUCCCAAUUCAUUAGGAAUUGAGGUAUGUAACAUGAUCUACUGUAAAUAACAGAUUGUGUGUUCUCAACUCAUCUCAACAUUAGAUCACUUAGGACAUCUGAAAACAUCUGAAAAAUGGAUUUUGGAGUGAUCUGUCCCUUUUAGUAACGACAGCAUUGCAGUAUACGUAGUACAAUACGAUAUAAACUCAGCAAAAAAAGAAACGUCCUCUCACUGUCAACUGCGUUUAUUUUCAGCAAACUUAACAUGUGUAAAUAUUUGUAUGAACAUAACAAGAUUCAACAACUGAGACAUAAACUGACCAAGUUCCACAGACAUGUGACUAAAAUAAAUUGAAUAAUGUGUCCCUGAACAAAGGGGGGGUCAAAAUCAAAAGUAACAGUCAGUAUCUGGUGUGGCCACAAGCUGCAUUAAGUACAGCAGUGCAUCUCCUCCUCAUGGACUGCACCAGAUUUGCCCGUUCUUGCUGUGAGAUGUUACCCCACUCUUCCACCAAGGCACCUGCAAGUUCCCUGACAUUUCUGGGGGGAAUGGCCCCUAGCCCUCACCCUCCGAUCCAACAGGUCCCAGACGUGCUCAAUGGGAUUGAGAUCCAGGCUCUUCGAUGGCCAUGGCAUAACACUGACAUUCCUGUCUUGCAGGAAAUCACGCAUAGAACGAGCAGUAUGGCUGGUGGCAUUGUCAUGCUGGAGGGUCAUGUCAGGAAGGGUACCACAUGAGGGAGGAGGAUGUCUUCCUUGUAACGCACAGCAUUGAGAUUGCCUGCAAUGACAACAUGCUCAGUCCGAUGAUGCUGUGACACACCACGCCAGACCAUGACGGACCCUCCACCUCCAAAUCGAUCCCGCUCCAGAGUACAGGCCUCGGUGUAACGCUCAUUCCUUCGAUGAUAAACGCGAAUCCGACCAUCACCCCUUGUGAGACAAAACCGCGACUCGUCAGUGACGAGCACUUUUUGUCAGUCCUGUCUGAUCCAGCGACGGUGGGUUUGUGCCGAUAGUCGACGUUGUUGCCGGUGAUGUCUGGUGAGGACCUGCCUUACAACAGGCCUAAAAGCCCUCAGUCCAGCCUCUCUCAGCCUAUUGCGGACAGUCUGAGCACUGAUGGAGGGAUUGUGCGUUCCUGGUGUAACUCGGGCAGUUGUUGUUGCCAUCCUGUACCUGUCCCGCAGGUGUGAUAUUCGGAUGUACUGAUCCUGUGCAGGUGUUGUUACACGUGGUCUGCCACUGCGAGGACGAUCAGCUGUGACCUUAAUUGCCUACCGUCUGUAAGCUGUUAGUGUCUUAACGACCGUUCCACAGGUGCAUGUUCAUUGAUUGUUUAUGGUUAAUUGAACAAGCAUGGGAAACAGUGUUUGAACCCUUUACAAUGAAGAUCUGUGAAGUUAUUUGGAUUUGUGUGAAUUAUCUUUGAAAGACAGGGUCCUGAAAAAGGGACAUUUCUGUUUUUGCUGAGUUUACUUAAUUGUCCAUUUACAUGGAAAUUCAUUUUGUGGUGUCAGCUUACAAAUACACAAACACAACACAAUAUAUUACAUGCAGUACGAAAAACUAGAUAUUUUGAAAGUUAAUACUCAAGUCACACAUUUACAUUUUCACUGAUUCAAAGUCUCUACGGCCUACUGUCCAACCGUGUAUUGGACCUGCAUCUGUCCUAUGUCCCACUGUUCAGCAGCCUGAUGGAAUGAAACUUGCCCUGCUCCUAUUCUUGCUGAACAGUGGGACCCUUAAUCUCCUUCCGGAUGGCAGCUGCUCAAAACAUUGGGCAAGAUUGUUGGUGGGGUCCUCUAUGAUGUUCCUGGCCUUGUCUCUUGCCCGUUUAUCAUAGAGGCCCUGAAGCCCCCUGCACUGCAGCCUGCAGAGCUUGGACCCCAGGUUCACAGUCUAGCUGAGGAUACCAUUAUUAGCCACUGACUGCCCACUACCAGGCCAGGAAACAGAAAGUCAGCAUACUCUCUAUAUGACAGGUGGAGUAGUAUCCGGGUGUUGACAUUCAGUUGUCGCAGUUUGCGCAGGAGGUACGGUCAUUGUUGGUAUUUUUUUAUUGAUGUUCUGAGUGUUGGCAUUAAAAGAGAGUGUGCUGUUCAUGAUGGUUCUCACCCACUGGGAAAAAACUGUUUGAAUCAACGUUGUUUCCACGUAAUUUCAACCAAAAAAUUCAAUGUGAUGACGUUGAAUCAAUGUGGAAAACUGAUUGAAUUUGAAAAAUGUCUUCAACGUAAGGAAAUUUCGUAUUUUUUUCACACAACUUUUAACCUAAAUCCAAUGACAUGGUGAAGCUUUUUGUUGAUUUCACAUUGAAUUCACACCAGUUGACAACCCAACCAAAUGUACAUCAAAACUAGACGUUGAAAUGACGUCUGUGCCCAGUGGCCAGGUACUUAAAACUCCCCACUCUCUCUACCUGUUUACCACCCAGGACUAGGUGGCUCACUGGGUCUGCAUUCCUCCUGAAAUCAAUGAGCAGUUAUUUUGUUUUGUUGAUGUUGAGUGUGAGGAAGUUGUUAUUGCACCAGUCAUGGACCCUGUUUACUUCUGUUGGGAAAUGCAGUCAUCUGAGAGGUCGACAAGGGCGCUGUCAUCUGCAUAUUUCACUGCCAAGCAGUCCCCUUCUGAGCCUCUCAGGUCAUUGUUGUAUAUCAGGGGUGUCAAACGUCCGACCCGCGGGCCGGAUCAGGCCCGCAAACGGGUUUAAUCCGGCCCGCGAGAUGAUUUUGUAAAGUAUAAAAAUGAGCUGCAAUCUUUCAAUAAAAUAAACUGCUGUUCCAAUUGCGUCCACUGGAUGGCGCAAUAGCAAUUGUGUUAAGCAAGCAAACUGUUUAUACCGGGGCAGAGCAAGUAGGUCAAGCAAGUGCAGCCAGUCCGGAUGAGCUACUUUGUUUUGCCCGCGAUAUUUAUUACGGCUUCUACUUUUAACAUUAUGUGCUUUGGCACCCUCAUUGCCCCAAUAUGUCUCUGUCAAAAAAGAGAAAAGUGGACGCAGAGUGCAGAGUGUUCCAAGAAAAAUGGUCAUCCUCCUAUUUAUUCACGGAAUUGAAUGGGAAAGCUGUAUGUUUGGUGUGUUCACAGCAUGUUGCAGUGCUGAAAGAAUAUAACCUUCGUCGCCACUAUGUGAGUCUUCAUGCCGACAAAUAUAACAACUUUCAAGGACAGCGGAGAAGAGAGAAGGUGAAUGAACUGUUGGCGGGUCUGAAGAAACAGCAGUCUGUGUUUACUCACAGCCAAGACAUCAGUGACGCUGCAGUGAAAGCUAGCUACCUCAUUGCUAAUGAAAUCGCAGUGGCUUCAAAACCAUUUAGUGAGGGUGAAUUUGUAAAAACAUGCAUGAUGAAGGCAGCGGAGAUUGUGUGCCCUGAAAAGCGCAAGGCUUUUGCAAAUAUCAGCCUGACAAGAAACACAGUUGCAGACAAGAUUUCCGAUCUUUCAGUGGAUUUGGACAGCCAGUUGAAGCAAAAAGUAAAGUCAUUUAUUGCGUUUUCGGUUGCAAUUGAUGAAAGCAGGACAUUACAGAUGUUGCACAACUGGCCAUUUUCACCCGCGGAGUUGAUGGCACAUUGACCAUCACCGAGGAGUUCGUGGAGUUGGUGCCGAUGACAGAUACAACGACAGCAGCUGAUAUUUUCACCGCACUCGUCGGCGCGCUGGACAGUGUCAGAGUGGACUGGUCCCGCGCUGUCAGCCUGGCUACAGAUGGUGCGCCCUCAAUGAUCGGGAAAAAGCAGGCGUUGUGACAAAGUUCAGAGAGAAAGUGCAAUCUGCAAAUGGAGGAUGUGAUUUUUGGACUUUUCACUGUAUUUUGCACCAGGAGGCUUUGUGUUGCAAGUCAUUAAAGAUGGAUAACGUCAUGAAGGUGAUCAUCCAAACUGUUAAUUUCAUCCGAUCCAGAAGCCUGAAUCACCAUCAGUUUGACAACCUUCUCAGAGAGAAAGGCCACAUCUAUGGCCUGCCAUACCACACUGAGGUAAGAUGGUUAAGUCGAGGUGCUGUGCUGAGGCGUUUCUUUGAUUUACAAGAAGAAAUUGAACAGUUCAUGGAAGAAAAGGGCAAACCAGUGUUAGAAUUUCAUUCCGCAGAAUGGAUGCAGGACCUUGCAUUUAUGGUGGAUGUUACAGAGCACCUGAAUAACUUGAACAAAUAGCUGCAAGGGCGCAACAAAGUUGUCACGCAGUAUUAUGACAACAUACGUUCUUUCAAGUUGAAGCUGUCAUUGUGGGAGACGCAACUCGCCGGUGGUGAUGCAGCUCACUUCCCCUGUCUGAAAAAUGUGUGCGCGACCCAACAUGUGGCAGACAUGAAGCGGUUCAAAGAUAAAAUAACGGGAAUGUUACGGGAGUUUGAGCAACGCUUUCAGAUUUUUGGUGAACAGGAGAAAGACUUCAAAGUUUUUUGCUCGCCAUUCACCGUGAAUCCCUCUGAUCUGCCCGUCAGCAUCCAACUUGAAAUAAUAGACUUGCAGUGUGACUCGGAUUUGAAGGGCAAAUUUGCCGCAGCUGGCUUGGACACAUUUUAUCAGAAUCUCUUGCCAGGUUACCCCAACUUGACAGCCCUCGCUGCAAAACUGUUGUGCAUGUCUAGAACCACAUAUCUUUGUGAGCAAGUUUUCUCUGUAAUGAGCAUAAAUAAAACAAAGCUGCGCUCAAGGCUCACGCACAAGCACUUGAAUCACAUCCUGAAGUUGGCUGCCACUCAGGAUGUGACGCCUGAUAUUGAUGCGCUGGUGAAAGCUAAAAGAUGCCAGGUAUCAGGAGUCAAAUAAUCUAUGCAACCCCACUUAAAGUGCUGCAUGAGACACCCUGAUAUAGUUCUGUGAUCUGUGAUAUACUUCUGUGAAUCACUGAGGCAUUGUGUGUUUGUGUGUUAUUUUUCUUUAGAAUUUUCAAAUAAACUUGAGGUGUUUUAUGAUUAAUAGUGAUGUUGUGCUUGUACUAUUUUGGACACACUGUCCUCAGGCUCCAGCUUUAUGUUUUAUGUUGAUCGUAUUAAAACAAAGAAAACAAUCUGAAGUUGUUGUUUUUAAGUUAUAUAUACCAUGGUUUUACCCGUCCGGCCCACUUGGGAAUAGAUUUUCCUCCAUGUGGCCCCUGAGCUAAAAUGAGUUUGACACCCCUGUUGUAUAUGGAGAAUAACACUGGGGAGAUGCCAGUUCCUUGGGGGGAACCGGUAGAUGUACACAGAGGAAGGGAUGUUGUGUUGUUGAACUGGGCAUACUGCCCCCUGUCACGAUCGUUGGAGGAAGUGGACCAAUGCGCAGCGUGAUGAGUGAACAUACUUUUAUUUGAUUCACCACACGAAACAAAACAACAAAACGAUACGUGAAGUCCUAGGUAACAGACACUUACCAUACACGGAACAAGAUCCCAUGAAUACCAAAUGCACAAACGGCUGCCUAAAUAUGGUUCCCAAUCAGAGACAACAAGCAACAGCUGAUUCACGUUGCCUCUAAUUGAGAACCACCCCGGCCAACAUAGAAACACAUGAACUAGAAACUAAAACAUAGAACACAAAACAUAGACUCUACACACCCUGGCUCAACAUAAAAGAGUCCCUAGAGCCAGGGCGUGACAGUACCCCCCCCCCCCCCCCCCCCCCCCCCCCCCCCCAAAGGCGCGGACUGCGACCGCGCCAACAUAACCCAACAGGGGAGGGGCCGGGUGGGCAUUCCUCCUCGGAGGCGGUUCCGGCUCCGGGCUUGACCACCACCCUCUAACAACCCCCCCGUAGCGCCCCUGGUCUGGUCCCGCUGGCUGGAGCUGGACUGGACAUCAGUGGAGCGGUUUGCUUAGGCUCCGGUGUGGAGCAGCUGACCGGUACCUGACCAGGCACCGGUGAAACGGGCACGGGCUGUGCCAGACUGACGACGCGCACCACAGGCUUGGUGCGGGGAGCAGGGACGGGCCGGACCGGGCUGACGACGCGCACCAUUGGCUUGGUGCGGGGAGCAGGGACGGGCCGGACCGGACCGGGCUGACGAAGCGCACCACUGGCUUGGUGCGGGGAGCAGGGACGGGCCAAACCGGGCUGACGAAGCGCACCACUGGCUUGGUGCGGGGAGCAGGAACAGGCCGGACCGGGCUGGCGACGCGCACCAUAGGCUUGGUGCGAGGGGCAGGAACAGGCCGGGCCGGGCUGGCGACGCGCACCAUAGGCUUGGUGCGAGAGGCAGGAACAGGCCGGGCCGGGCUGGCGACGUGCAUCACAGGCUUGGUGCGAGGGACAGGAACAGGCCGGACCGCACUGGGAACACACACCACUGGCCUUAUACGGGGAUCAGGAACGGGCCGGACCGGACUGGCAACACACCUCAGUACCUCUCGCCGUGCCUCUACAUUUUCCUUCCCUCUACUCGCCAAUGGCUCCCGUAACCCGGUGGCCUUCUCUCCUCGUCCACUAACUCGCCCCUUAUCUGCCUCCAGCAGCCCCGUCGUCCACGGUGUGAGCCCCCCCUAAAAAUUUAUUGGGCUUGUCUCUCCCCCGUGGAUAUGGCCUCCAUGGCUCUCGCCAGACUCUCCAUCCUCUGCUCCCAAGUCCAACCUAUCUCCUCCUCACGCUGCUUGACCCAGUCGAGGUGGACAUCCGCUAAAGUUACCUCCGGCGUGUACUCCUGGACACGCCGCUCGGUCCAGUAUUGGUGGGAUCUUCUGUCACGAUCGUUGGAGGAAGUGGACCAAUGCGCAGCGUGAUGAGUGAACAUACUUUUAUUUGAUUCACCACACGAAACAAAACAACAAAACGAUACGUGAAGUCCUAGGUAACAGACACUAACCAUACACGGAACAAGAUCCCACGAAUACCAAAUGCACAAACGGCUGCCUAAGUAUGGUUCCCAAUCAGAGACAACAAGCAACAGCUGAUUCACGUUGCCCCUGAUUGAGAACCACCCCGGCCAACAUAGAAACACAUGAACUAGAAACUAAAACAUAGAACACAAAACAUAGACUCUACACACCCUGGCUCAACAUAAAAGAGUCCCUAGAGCCAGGGCGUGACACCCCCUGUUCAGCAGGCAGUCCAGUACCUGCUAGGUAUGGUCCAUCUGUAGGUGGGAGAGAAGGUGAGGCUGCAUGCAGUUAAAAACAAAGUAGAAGUCCAGGAAAAGGAUGCGCACAUAAGAGUGAGCCCUCUCCCAGUGUGUCAUGGCACUGUGUAACACCGCCAGGACUGCAUCCUCCACUGAUCUGUUCUUCCUGUAUGCAAACUGCAUUGGAAAAGAUCCUUGCCAAACUUUAAAACCCUUCUCUCCAACUUUUUUAUUUCCAAUUCCCUCAUGAAACCAGUUCACCUUCACUGCAUCCUUUUCAUGCUCCCUGCGUCUAAAGUUAAACGCUGACCCUCAUUUAAAAUGAGCUGAAUGAACCGCAGCAAGAAAAUCCAGGGAGUAAUUCUAAGCAGGAGUUUUAGCCCUACCUGAAGUAAAGCUCCUUGUUAAAUAAAAACUUUUCCAGAGAAUGUGUUUUGUGCGCAAAAGGCCAUUAUUCUGCCCUUUUGUUCCUUGGAGAGGAACUCUCAAACAAAAAGAGUCAUGUCACGCACCGUAUUAGGGUUGACCCGUGAGCCAUGUUCCUGUUCUCUGCCCCCCUCUUCUCUCAGUACCCCUGACCCCGGCGCGGAACCUGCGCUUCUCCAACGUCGACCAUAGCUCGACCAGACUCACCUGGGAGGCGACGUCCAAUAAGGCCAACGGCUACCGCAUCAUGUACGUCAAGACUAAUGGAGUGCAGACCAAUGAGGUGAGUGCUCACGUAGCUGGACUUUAAGCCCAUAAAUAUAUUGUGUUCAUGUUAAUGUUGCAGACUUUCCCCCUAAAGAAAGAACUUUCCAAAGACAGUUCUGUAUUUCUGCAAGAAUAGCAUCUUGCUAACAUAUUAACCUUAUAGAAUGUGAUAUAUAAUCUGAUAUAUGAUUCUGACUGAUGUAUAGAAAAGUAGGCAUCACUGGAAGGAUACCACCUUUAUGAGAUGAAUAAAAUAAAUACAAAUAUGUAUUUUAUAUUGUCACAUAGAGGGACUCACACUGACCGUUAACCCUGACCUCUCUCUUCGGUGGCCAUAGAUAGACGUUGGCCGCAUCACCACCCUGUUGCUAAGGAACCUGACGUCAUUGACGGAGUACACGGUGGCCAUCUUUGCUAUUUAUGACGAGGGCCAGGCAGAGCCACUGACUGACAGCUUCACCACUAGUAAGACUGUCUCUACCCGUAUAAGCAAUGCUAUUGACAGCUCUUGGCUUUCAACAACAGCCUUUAUAAUACAAAAAGGCUAUAAAUGCUGUGGCUUGUAGAAAGUGCCAUAGAAAUAGAAUUACUAGAACGGAUGUUCCCAUUUAAUUCAACGUUCCGUGAUGGAUGGGCAUUCUAUUUCUAUGGAAAGUGCUACCAAAUUAUCUAGCUGCAUUUGAAGAUGAAACACUGAUGUAAGUCAUGAACAGAAUCUUACAUGGGAUAAAGUGUAUCUAAAAGUGAGUGCUGACUGUGAAUAUGACCACUCAUAUGGGGGAUGCCAAAGUGAUGUGGAACUCCUUCCAUUCUUUUGAGGCUUCUUUACCCUUUGUGUCUAAUCCAGAGACAGUCCCAGAGCCUCUGAACCUGAGGAGCAGUGAAGUCUCCACAGAGAGCUUCAGGGUCACCUGGGAACACUCAGCCCAAGACGUGGUCCUUUACAGACUCACAUGGACCCCAAACAGAGGAGGAGAUACUAAAGAGGUCUGUGUCUGGCUGUCUUGUCUGGCUGACUGGCUGGUUGGUUGGUUAGUUGAAUGGAUUCAUAGUUCUCUUUCCGUCUGUCACUGCAAUUAUGUUUCAUUCUGGUGUCUCAUAUCAGCUAAAGAAUAUAUGACUGCAAUUGAAUUGUCUCUGCUAGCAGAUUUUCAGCUACGUGAUUUCUCUCAGGUUAUGUAUGCUGUAUUGGAAGAUGUACAACUCACCUCCCAUACUUUCUAUCACAUCCCUGAGCAGUUCAAGAUUGACCAUCUUGCAGGCACUCACUGAAUAUUGACACAAAGCCAGUUAUGCUAGAUACAGAAAUUGAUUGCCUACUUACCUUCUAUGUGUUUUGUACCAAUAAAUCCUGAUGCGAGCAGUACUUCCCUUUUUUUUUUUUUUUACACGACUCACAUCUUGAUUCAUGCGUUCAAAAACAAAACACCACCCAUACGUAAAAAUGUAUGCACACAUAACUGUAAGUCGCUUUGGAUAAAAGCGUCUGCUAAAUGGCAUAUUUAUUUGUAUUUAUUUUUUGAAGUGCUAUUUUGAAGCCCUUUUGGUGACUGUAGAAUUCCAGUCCAUAAGUGCAUUCGGUAGCAGCAGAAAUAUCUGACAUUGACUUAACUUCUCUCUACAUUCCCUCCCUCCCUCCCUCUAUGGUGAAGAUGCUAGUGAACGGUAACAUGAACAGCCACCUGCUGAUUGGUCUGAAGCCCAUCACUGAGUACGAGGUCUCUCUGAUCGCUGUCUUCAGAAACGAGGUGGAAAGCGACGCCGUGACCCUCACAGAGUCAACAGGUAAUUAAGGGAAACGCCACUCCAAUCAGGGUUAAUUGAACAUUGGGGAUUGUAUUGAUUAUUGUAUUGAUUUGGUGUUGCCUCUGUGCUACUGCUUGCUCUUUGGGGGCUUUGAGCCAGGUUACGAUUAAGCACCUUGUACCUUUCAAUGCAUUUGUUAGAAUCGUGCAUGUCCACCACACAGCUUUGAUACCCAUGUCUUGUAUGUUUGCUACAGUGCAUUGUUCAUUGAGACUGGUCUUGAGAAAGACCUUUGUGCUGAAACAUUGUCAUUAAACAGUCUAAACUAUAUCCCCUCUUAUUCUUCUUUUGAAGGCUCAAUAUACACAUUUGCUUAACUGAUUGAUUGAUCUGACCAUUUUGUCUGUUUUUCAGUGACAAGAACAACGACUACCACAAAAGCUACUACUACCACAAUUACCACAAAAGCUACCACCACAGCAGGUAAAUUAGAUUUUUUUCGGUCAUGUACUGUAUAGAUUUUUAUAAAGUGAAUUUUGUGAGCGCUUUUAAUAGUAAUUUCCCCAACUUGUCCUGUUGAUUAUAAUAGUGAUGGUAAUGAUAAUAGAUUGUGUUUAAAUAGUGCUUUUCACUUUGUUUAAAAUUGCAACUCACUUCAUCCAUCAUCAAUAAUAUGUAGCUAUGAUCUCACCAGGAUCUCUGUGUUUUUGUUUGCCGUCUCUUUCUGCACUGUUGCAUCAUUAGUCUAAUGAUAUUGUGUUUAUUCAAAUGUAUGCAUGCACCCACACGGUCUGCAUAGUAAAGCCACCUGGUGUCUCUAUCCUCUCUCCAUUUUCCACCUCCCUUUCUCAACCCCACCCUUACUCUCUCUCACUACCCUCUUUUUCUACCUUCCUCCAACCCUCCUUCACCCAGUUGUGCGUCUGGGUGUGAGGAACCUCCUGCUCAGCGGUCACACCACCUUCAGCAUGGGGGUAUCCUGGGAGCUGCAGGACAGCAAUGUGCGUCAGUACCGCGUCGCCUAUGUCACCGCCAGGGGCGAUCGUGCCGAGGAGACGGUAAGAUGCAGACCGAGGAGACUUCCUUUCUUCGCUAUUAGUAUGAUUCCCGAUAUCUCCACAGCCUAGCUCUUUACAAUGCUAAUUAAUAUUUAAGAUAAGAGUAUGACUACCCAACAGCCCCCCUAUCACCUAAACCCAUUGCACUGCCAUCUCUCUCUAUCUGUUCUCUCUUUCUCUAUCCCCCCCCCCCCCCCCCCCCCCCCCCACUACAAUAAAACCAGCUCCUCGCUCUUACGUCUUGCUUUUCCUUAGCGAUAAGCUUACAUUUUCUGAAUGGAUUAGUGUUGUAUCGACGCCAGUCAUUCAGCCAGUGUCUCUUGAGAAUGCACUGCUCUUGGUGUCCUUCCAAUGAUUAGAUAUGUAUGUAUGGGAGAAAUUGGGGUUGUAUGGUAGUCUUUAAGCGUUUAUGCCAGAUGCAUAGUGAUAUAGUGUUUAGUCAGAUUCCUUAUCUAUUGAUAUCAGAAUGUUGUAGUCCGCUUUGUAUUUGGAAACUGAUCAGGUGGGAAUGUAGUCGAUAAGUAAUACUUAUCUCUUGUAUAAACCUAUAUAACCAAUGUUACAGCCUCAUUGAAAGAUAACAGUAGAAAACAAUACAAUGCAAUCAUGUCUUCAAAUAUAAUUUCAAUUACAAAACACCAAUUCAUUCCUAGUCCACUGCUUUAGUACAGGAAAACCAGGAAAAGUCACUGAAGCCUUACAUUUAGUUUCUCAAAUCACGGGCAACUUUCAGCACCACAGCCUGAACAGCUCCCAUCCAAACACAGUUCAUUGAAGGCCAGCCCAGCAAUAGGAGCAGUAGAGUGGAACCCCACAGCCCUACUCUGUAGCAAAAUCAAGGGGAUUGAGUUUGCAUUCUUCACAGAUACUUCAUUCCCAACUAGAUUGAACCGGCCAAAUUAUAAAUAGUUUGAGGGAGCACCCGCGUUAUAAAUAAAAUCUAAUUUGGCAACAGCGGUGGCAUUGGGACUCGGCUACUCGGGUCGCACUCCGUCCUGCGGUCCCCCACUUCGAAAAAGCUAGCUGCUAUUUUCAUCACGUUGGCCUGAAAUUGAUUUGUCAAGUUCGCCGCUUGUCAUGGAUGUGGAACUUUUUUGGACAGAGGCGAGGCUAGACCGCACACGCUCGGAAUGCAAACAGGAAUGACAGGAGGAAUGGAGAGUGGAUGAGAGAGAAACAGAGACAGAGAGAAAAAGAGGAUGACUGUGGUGGAGAGAGAGAGAGGGAAGAGGAGGAGGAGUGGCUGCAGUCCAGAAGUGACAGACAUUCUAGGUGAUUCUGAAAUUAGACAGCCUACAUUACGAAGUCACAGUGUUCACAUGUCGAGUUAUGCGUUGCGCCAUACAUUACUCAAUUAACUUCUAUAGCCUAACUCCUGAAAGUUUAAAAGUAUCUUGUUUAACUGUUUUUCCAAUUAAAUUGACUGAUAUCAAUAUCUAGGUAGUCUACACCUUCAUUUCAACUUCAAUGUCUAUUAAUAAUUAAAUAUGUACAAAAAUUGGGGGCAAAAGACAAAAAAAAACAUACUUGUUUACUUUUGUAGCAAAGCAAACUUAGCAUGAUUUGCUUAAUGCUCACUCGCUUCAUGUAGAUUUCUAUGAGUGUUUGCUGUUUGACUUUGCAAUGAAUUGCUGUUUAAAACUACAGAGCCUUGCAAAAGUAAUCAUCCCCCUUGGCGUUUUUCCUAUUUUGUUGCAUUACAACCUGUAAUUUAAAUUGAUUUUUAUUUGGAUUUCAUGUAAUGGACAUACACAAAAUAGUCCAAAUUGGUGAAGUGAAAUGAAAAAAAUUGUUUCAAAACAUUCUAAAAAAUAAAUAACGGAAAGUUGUGCGUGCAUAUGUAUUCACCCCCUUUGCUAUGAAGCCCUUAAAUAAGAUCUGGUGCAACCAAUUACCUUCAGAAGUCACAUAAUUAGUUAAAUAAAGUCCACCUGUGUGCAAUCUAAGUGUCACAUGAUCUGUCACAUGAUCUCAUUAUAUAAACACCUGUUCUGAAAGGCCCCAGAGUCUGCAACACCACUAAGCAAGGGACACCACCAAGCAAGCGGCACCAUGAAGACCAAGGAGCUCUCCAAACAGGUCAGGGACAAAGUUGUGGAGAAGUACAGAUCAGGGUUGGGUUAUAAAAAAAUAUCUGAAACAUUGAACAUCCCAUGGAGCACCAUUAAAUCCAAUUAUAAAAAAAUGGAAAGAAUAUGGCACCACAACAAACAUGCCAAGAGAGGGCCGCCCACCAAAACUCACGGACCAGGCAAGGAGGGCAUUAAUCAGAGAAGCAACAAAGAGACCAAAGAUAACCCUGAAGGAGCUGCAAAGCUCCACAGCAGAGAUUGGAGUAUCUGUCCAUAGGACCACUUUAAGCCGUACACUCCACAGAGCUGGGCUUUACGGAAGAGAGGCCAGAAAAAAGACAUUGCUUAAAGAAAAAAAUAUGCAAACACAUUUGGUGUUCGCCAAAAGGCAUGUGGGAGAUUUCCAAACAUAUGGAAGAAGGUACUCUGGUCAGAUGAGACUAAAAUUGAACUUUUUGGCCAUCAAGGAAAACGCUAUGUCUGGCGCAAACCCAACACCUCUCAACACCCCGAGAACACCAUGGCAGCAUCAUGCUGUGGGGAUGUUUUUCAUCGGCAGGGACUGGGAAACUGGUCAGAAUUGAAGGAAUGAUGGAUGGCGCUAAAUACAAGGACAUUCUUGAGGGAAACCUGUUUCAGUCUUCCAGAGAUUUGAGACUGGGACGGAGGUUCACCUUCCAGCAGGACAAUGACCCUAAGCAUACUGCUAAAGCAACACUCGAGGGGAAACAUUUAAAUGUCUUGGAAUGGCCUAGUCAAAGCCCAGACCUCAAUCCAAUUGAGAAUCUGUGGUAUGACUUAAAGAUUGCUGUACACCAGCGGAACCCAUCCAACUUGAAGGAGCUGGAGCAGUUUUGCCUUGAUGAAUGGGCAAAAAUCCCAGUGGCUAGAUGUGCCAAGCUUAUAGAGACAUACCCCAAGAGAUUUGCAGCUGUAAUUUCUGCAAAAGGUGGCUCUACAAAGUAUUGACUUUGGGGGGGAUGAAUAGUUAUGCACGCUCAAGUUUUCUGUUUUUUUGUCUUAUUUCUUGUUUGUUUUACAAGAAAAACUAUUUUGCAUCUUCAGAGUGGUAGGCAUGUUGUGUAAAUCAAAUGAUACAAACCCCCAAAAAAUCCAUUUUAAUUCCAGGUUGUAAGGCAACAAAAUAUGAAAAAUGCCAAGGGGGGUGAAUACUUUUGCAAGCCACUGUGUAUUCGUGUCAGCUUUUAGAUGUGGAUAUUAAUUAAUCAUUAUUUAAUUAAUGUUUGUUAUGACAUACAGAGAUUCACACUCAACCAGAGCCAAUAUGAUUCAAAUCUAGUUUUCUGCUCAAGUGCAGACCUGACAUGUUCUUAGCUAUUUUUGGGAGGUAUUCUUCUUUGUCAUUCACUGAUCCCCCCCCCCCCCCCCCCCCCCCCCAAAAAAAAAUAUGCCGUCUUGUCAACUCAUAUGGUCAUUGUUUGGCAUGACAAUGACCAAAGGAGUUGUCAUGACAGCACAGACAGGUCUGGUGCAAGGCUACCUACUAGCUGAAUCUGUUCCUCUGAUACAACUCCAGUACAUUUAAUCACCAGUCACAUCAACCCAGCAUGUCCAUUCACCAACCUCCACUCCAGACAAUACCAGAACCUUGUCGUUCUGAUAUCGUGAUUGGCAGCUGUGUGUGUGUGUUCUAGAAAAUGGUCCCCGGUGGUAAGAACAGCCUCCUGCUGCAGCCACUGCUGUCUGACACGGAGUACAAGGUGACCGUCACCCCAGUCUACGCCGACGAAGACGGCCCCGGUGUCAGCCGCAUGGGACGCACCUGUAAGUCUGUCUGCAUGACCUUCUCUCCAUGGUGACGCGGACACUGAGAUAUAUGUCCUGUUCUGUUCGGGACAAUGGAAGCCUCUGUGCUUCUGUAUUCUUCUUUCAGGUGGAAUAUGAACUUAAAAUAUAUACCCUGAGUGUACAAAACAUUAAGAACACCUGCUCUUUCCAUGACAUACAGUGAGGGAAAAAAGUAUUUGAUCCCCAGCUGAUUUUGUAAGUUUGCCCACUGACAAAGACAUGAUCAGCGAGUUGAGUUGAUGCCAAAGAGCUCGAUUUUGGUCUCAUCUGACCACAACACUUUCACCCAGUUCUCCUCUGAAUCAUUCAGAUGUUCAUUGGCAAACUUCAGACGGCCCUGUAUAUGUGCUUUCUUGAGCAAUGGGGACAGGUUAAAGACAGAUUUUUAAGCCUUGAGACAAUUGAGACAUGGAUUGUGUAUGUGUGCCAUUCAGAGGGUGAAUGUGCAAGACAGAAAAUGUAAGUGCCUUUGAACGGGGUAUGGUAGUAGGUGAAUUUGUGCAUUUUUAUUAGGAUCCCCAUUAGCUAAUCUUCCUGGGGUCCAACACCAAUUAAUAAGACAUUACAAACAAUUACAAAUUAAGACUUUACAAACGUUUAACAACUAGACAGUACAGACAAUUAAAAUACCUGACAGGUAACACAUUUAACAUUCAGUUGAUGCUUUCUAUUUCCUGUCAUAUGGUCUAUCGCAUUAGAUGUUCUUUUAUUUUUUUCUUGAAGGUGGAUGUACUUUUUGCAUGACAAAUAUGGAUUGGUAAAGAGUUCCAUUCAGCUAUGGCUCUAUAUAAAACUGUAGAUUUAAGGCGAUUAUUCCUUGGCUUGGGUUGUCUUAGAUGCCCUGAAUUUACCUGUCUGGUUUGGAGCCAGGCGCACCAGUUUGAGUGUGUCAAGAACUGCAAUGCUGAUGGGUUCUUCACGCUCAACAGUUUCCCGUGUGUAUCAAGAAUGGUCCACCACCCAAAGGACGUCAAGCCAACUUGACACAACUGUGGGACGCAUUGGAGUCAACAUGGGCCAGCAUCCCUGUAGAAUGCUUUCGGGGGGGAGGUUGCAACUCAAUAUUAGGAACGUGUUCCUAAUGUUUGGUAUACUCAGUGUAUAAUGAAGUACUCACUCACUCUUGAUAAACCCAGGUAAAACUGGGCAAACCUUGUUGAAUGGUUGUAAUGACGUCAUUUCAACCACUGUUGCCCAUUGGGAAUGAAUGAGUUAGUUAGUUAGUCCAUGAACCCUCACCGUAGGUGAGAUAUCCAUACUCUGUAUAUCAUUGACACAUACUGAAUAAUCCAAUGGAAGCUCUUUACCUCUACAUUAUAGAGCUCUCAUUGGCUUAAAUCAGCUAUUGAUUGACAGGAGAUGGUAAUCCCGCCCCUGGUGUUUGUCAGAGCUGAAAGGACCCACAUCAUUACCAGACAUUUUUUAAUGGAAUUCACAUUUGCAUUCUUCAUCUUCCUCAAAUGCUUACAUGAGUAGUUGCUGAUUAUUUUCCCUGCUCUGAAAACGACAGUCCCUGGACACCACUUUGAAAUGUAUUGCCCCCUUUAAGAAUGAAAAAUGAGGCAAUCCCUCAAACAACACGUCACAUUGGAUGUGUGUGUGUGUGUGUGUGUGAAUGAUUUGUAUUGAAUGGAACAGGUCUGGAGAAGUAACGCUAACACUACUGAAUACAGUUGUAAUUCAGUCCAACGCUGUGAGUCUGUGACUCACAGUUAGUCAACUAAAAGCCCAUCAGACAUGUAUCGUGUUUAAUUUAAGAACCCAAUGUGCUUCUCUUUUUAGGACAGGAGACUUAGAGACUCAUAUGUACAGUGCCUUGCAAAAGUAAUCAUCCUCCUUGGUGUUUUUCCUAUUUUGUUGCAUUACAACCUGUAAUUUAAAUGGAUUUUUAUUUGGAUUUCAUGUAAUGGACACACACAAAAUAGUCCAAAUUGGUGAAGUGAAAUGAAACAAAUAACUUGUUAAAAAAAAAUCUAAAAAAUAAAUAACGGAAAAGUGGUGCAUGCAUAUGUAUUCACCCCCUUUGCUAUGAAGCCCCUAAAUAAGAUCUGGUGAAACCAAUUACCUUCAGAAGUCACAUAAUUAGUUAAAUAAAGUCCACCUGAGUGCAAUCUAAGUGUCACAUGAUCUGUCACAUGAUCUCAGUAUAUAUACACCUGUUCUGAAAGGCCCCAGAGUCUGCAACACCACUAAGCAAGGGGCACCACCAAGCAAGCGGCACCAUGAAGACCAAGGAGCUCUCCAAACAGGUCAGAGACAAAGUUGUGGAGAAGUACAGAUCAGGGUUGGGUUAUAAAAAAAUAUCCAAAACAUUGAACAUCCCACGGAGCACCAUUAAAUCCAUUAUUUAAACAUUUUAAAGAAUAUGGCACCACAACAAACAUGCCAAGAGAGGGCCGCCCACCAAAACUCACAGACCAGGCAAGGAGGGCAUUAAUCAGCGAAGCAACAAAGAGACCAAAGAUAACCCUGAAGGAGCUGCAAAGCUCCACCGCGGAGAUCGGAGUAUCUGUCCACAGAGCUGGGCUUUACGGAAGAGUGGCCAGAAAAAAGACAUUGCUUAAAGAAAAAAAUAAGCAAACACAUUUGGUGUUAGCCAAAAGGCAUGUGGGAGACUCCCCAAACAUAUGGAAGAAGGUACUCUGGUCAGAUGAGACUAAAAUUGAGCAUUUUGGCCAUCAAGGAAAACGCUAUGUCUGGCGCAAACCCAACACCUCUCAACACCCCGAGAACACCAUCCUGAUGAAUGAAAAACAUCCCCACAGCAUAAUGCUGCCACCACCAUGCUUCACUGUGGGGAUGUUUUUCAUCAGCAGGGACUGGGAAGCUGGUCAGAAUUGAAUGAUGGAUGGCGCUAAAUACAGGGAAAUUCUUGAGGGAAACCUGUUUCAGUCUUCCAGAGAUUUGAGACUGGGACGGAGGUUCACCUUCCAGCAUACUGCUAAAGCAAUACUCGAGUGGUUUAAGGGGAAACAUUUAAAUGUCUUGGAAUGGCCUAGUCAAAGCCCAGACCUCAAUCCAAUUGAGAAUCUGUGGUAUGACUUAAAGAUUGCUGUACACCAGCGGAACCCAUCCAACUUGAAGGAGCUGGAGCAGUUUUGCCUUGAUGAAUGGGCAAAAAUCCCAGUGGCUAGAUGUGCCAAGCUUAUAGAGACAUACCCCAAGAGACUUGCAUCUGUAAUUUCUGCAAAAGGUGGCUCUACAAAGUAUUGACUUUGGGGGGGGGGGUGAACAGUUUUCUGUUUUCUUGUCUUAUUUCUUGAUUGUUUCACAAGAAAAACUAUUUUGCAUCUUCAAAGUGGUAGGCAUGUUGUGUAAAUCAAAUGAUACAAACCCCCAAAAAAUCCAUUUUAAUUCCAGGUUGUAAGGCAACAAAAUAGGAAAAAUGCCAAGGGGGGUGAAUACUUUCGCAAGCCACUGUAUGCAGAGUAUCUCAUCUACAAUUGAUUACUGUACUUGAUGAAAAUGUACCUUAUUUCUGAGUGAGUUAUGUUCUCUCACUCUGUCCACCGCUCACUCACUCUAUCUCUCUCUCUCUCUCUCUCUCUCUCCCUCUAACUUUCUGUCUGUCUGUCUGUCCUUCUCUCUUUCUCUUUCCCUCUAACUGUCAUUAUGUCUAUCUGUCUCAUGUCUCCAUACUUAUUUCCCCUCUAUCUUCUCUUCUUUCAUUCUCUCUUUCCCUUGCUCUUUCAUUCUUCCUGCAGUGCCACUGUCUGCUCCUAGGAACCUGAGAGUGUCAGAGGAAUGGUACAACCGCUUCCGUAUCACCUGGGACACGCCCCCAUCCCCCACUAUGGGCUACAGGGUAGUCUACAAACCCAUCUCUGGUAUAUACUCAUGCAUUCAUGCCCACACUCACACACACACACAAAAGCACACAAACACACACACAGUACUGCUUAUUUCUAAGAUAUCCCAGAUAUUUCUAAAGAUAUGUCUCCCGAGUGGCGCAGUGGUCUAAGGCACUGCAUCGCAGUGUUAACUGUGCCACCAGAGAUCCUGGUUCGAAUCCAGGCUCUGUCGCAGCCGGCCGCGACCGGGAGACUCAUGGGCGGCGCACAAUUGGCCCAGCGUCGUCCAGGGUAGGGGAGGGAAUGGCCGGCAGGGAUGUAGCUCAGUUGAUAGAGCAUGGUGUUUGCAACGCCAGGGUUGUGGGUUUGAUUCCCACGGGGGGCCAGUAUAAAAAAAUAAAAAAUAAAUAAAAAAAAAACUAACUAACUGUAAGUCGCUCUGGAUAAGAGCGUCUGCUAAAUGACUUAAAUGUAAAAAUGUAAAUGUAAAUGUAAAUCCCGUCUUACCCACAUAAACCCUACAACACACAUCAAUACUGCUUAUUAAAAAUAUCUGUCAUACAGCCCAUCUACAGAGGGGAGUGUGUAUGGCCCAGUACAUCACUGGGGCCAAGCUUCCUGCCAUCCAGGACCUCUACAGUGUGGGAAAAAAGUAUUUGAUCCCCUGCUAAUUUUGUAUGUUUGCCCACUGACAAAGAAAUUAUCAGUCUAUAAUUUUAAUGGUAGGUUUAUUUGAACAGUGAGAGACAGAAUAACAACAAAAAAAUCCAGAAAAACGCAUGUCAAAAAUGUUAUAAAUUGAUUUGCAUUUUAAUGAGGGAAAUAAGUAUUUGACCCCCUCUCAAUCAGAAAGAUUUCUGGCUCCCAGGUGUCUUUUAUACAGGUAACGAGCUGAGAUUAGGAGCACACUCUUAAAGGGAGUGCUCCUAAUCUCAGCUUGUUACCUGUAUAAAAGACACCUGUCCACAGAAGCAAUCAAUCAAUCAGAUUCCAAACUCUCCACCAUGGCCAAGACCAAAGAGCUCUCCAAGGAUGUCAGGGACAAGAUUGCAGACCUACACAAGGCUGGAAUGGGCUACAAGACCAUCGCCAAGCAGCUUGGUGAGAAGGUGACAACAGUUGGUGCGAUUAUUCACAAAUGGAAGAAACACAAAAUAACUGUCAAUCUCCCUCGGCCUGGGGCUCCAUGCAAGAUCUCACCUCGUGGAGUUGCAAUGAUCAUGAGAACGGUGAGGAAUCAGCCCUGAACUACACGGGAGGAUCUUGUCAAUGAUCUCAAGGCAACUGGGACCAUAGUCACCAAGAAAACAAUUGGUAACACACUACGCUGUGAAGGACGAGCAAGGUCCCCCUGCUCAAGAAAGCACAUAUACAGGCCCGUCUGAAGUUUGCGAAUGAACAUCUGAAUGAUUCAGAGGAGAACUGGGUGAAAGUGUUGUGGUCAGAUGAGACCAAAAUGGAGCUCUUUGGCAUCAACUCAACUCGCCGUGUUUGGAGGAGGAGGAAUGCUGCCUAUGACCCCAAGAACACCAUCCCCACCGUCAAACAUGGAGGUGGAAACAUUAUGCUUUGGGGGUGUUUUUCUGCUAAGGGGACAGGACAACUUCACCGCAUCAAAGGGACGAUGGACGGGGCCAUGUACCGUCAAAUCUUGGGUGAGAACCUCCAUCCCUCAGCCAGGUCAUUGAAAAUGGGUCGUGGAUGGGUAUUCCAGCAUGACAAUGACCCAAAACACACGGCCAAGGCAACAAGGAGUGACUCAAAAAUAAGCACAUUAAGGUCCUGGAGUGGCCUAGCCAGUCUCCAGACCUUAAUCCCAUAGAACAUCUGUGGAGGGAGCUGAAGGUUCGAGUUGCCAAACGUCAGCCUCGAAACCUUAAUGACUUGGAGAAGAUCUGCAAAGAGGAGUGGGACAAAAUCCCUCCUGAGAUGUGUGCAAACCUGGUGGCCAACUACAAGAAACGUCUGACCUCUGUGAUUGCCAACAAGGGUUUUGCCACCAAGUACUAAGUCAUGUUUUGCAGAGGGGUCAAAAACGUAUUUCCCUCAUUAAAAUACAAAUCAAUUUAUAAAAAAUGUUACAUGCGUUUUUCUGGAUUUUUUUGUUGUUAUUCUGUCUCUCACUGUUCAAAUAAACCUACCAUUAAAAUUAUAGACUGAUCAUGUCUUUGUCAGUGGGCAAACGUACAAAAUCAGCAGGGGAUCAAAUACUUAAUUCCCUCACUGUAUACCAGGCGGUGUCAGAGGAAGGCCCUAAAAAUUGUCAAAGACUCCAGCCACCCUAGUCAUAGACUGUUCUCUCUGCUACCGCACGGCAAGCGGUACCGGAGCGCCAAAUUUAGGUCCAAGAGGCUUCUAAACAGCUUCUAUCCCAAAGCCAUAAUACUCCUGAACAUCUAAUAAAAUGGCUACCCAGACUAUUUGCAUUGCCCCAUAUUACCUCAAUUACCUCGACUAACCGGUGCCCCCGCACAUUGACUCAGUACCGGUACCCUCUUUUUUCUUUCUUUUUGAAUGUUUUAUCUUUUUAUUUAUACUUUUUGUUUUAUAUUUUGUAUUAUUUUUAUUUCUUUAUUUGUUGUAUUAUUCUUUUUUUAUUAUUAUUAAUCUUCAAUUUUUUUUUGUAUUCUUUUUCUUAAAACUGCAUUCUUGGUUAAGGGCUUGUAAGUAAGCAUUUCACUGUAAGGUCUACACCUGUUGUAUUCGUCGCAUGUGACAAAUAAAAUGUGAUUUGAUUUGAUCUCUUCCACCUGAUGCUUUACUACUACGACUACUACUACUACUACUACUACUACUACUACUGUUACUAUUACUACAUUUACAUUUUAGUCAUUUAGCAGACGCUCAUAUCCAGAGUGACUUACAGUUAGUGAGUGCGUAACUUUUCAUAUAUAUAUAUAUUUUUUUUACUACUACUUCUAUUACUACUACUAGUACUAUUGCUACUAUUACUCUUAUUCUUACUACUACUAGUGCUACUACUGCUACUACUACGACGACGACGACGACGACUACUACUGCUACUACUGCUACUACUACUACUGCUACUACUGCUACUACUACUACAGGGAUGUAGCUCAGUUGGUAGAGCAUGGCAUUUGCAGCGCCAGGGUUGUGGGUUCGAUUCCAGUAUAAAAAAUUUUUAAAUGUAUGCACUCACUAACUGUAAGUCGCUCUGGAUAAGAGCGUCUGCUAAAUGACUAAAAUGUAAAUGUACUACUACCAGUACUACUACUGCUACUACUUCUACUGCUACUACUGCUACUACGACUGCUGCUGCUACUACUAUUAUUACUACUACUACUACUACUACUACUACUACUACUAGGGCCCCGUGUAGCUCAGUUGGUAGAGCAUGGUGUUUGCAACGCCAGGGUUGUGGGUUCGAUUCCGACGGGGGCCCAGUAUGAAAAAAUGUAUGCACUCACUAACUGUAAGUCGCUCUGGAUAAGAGCGUCUGCUAAAUGACUAAAAUGUAAAAUGUACUACUACUACUACUACUACUACUACACACGGUGGAAAAGUGCAUGAAUCCUCAUUCAAUAUAUUGUGUUAACUACAAAGGAUAAUCUUCUGGUCCACCUCCUACACUUGUGAUCCCACUCACAUGUGAUCUGGUCAGUUCAUCACCUUCUAAGCACUAAAUGCUUAUUAACAGAGAAAUGCCUACUGUCCUAUUGAUAGGAUGCCCACUGGGCCCUCCGGUAGAGAGCAAAACCGCAUUGACACAAAACUUUCCACACAAUGAUGUCUAAAGCUGUUUUCUGACUGACAACCCACUACACUCAACUCCACUUCACCCUUAAUACAAUGCAGUAUUCAUGAAAUUCGAGCAAUCACGGACAGCUGCAAAAAAAAUCAAUAAGGUCUUAAAUGCUCCUUAGGCGAGAGUAGCCUACGAGUUCUGUAAGCACUGUGCUGUAGUAUGUGUGGUGGUGAAUGUGAGCGCUCUCUCACACACACACACACAUACACACACCCCUCUCUUCUCCACAUCUCCAGGACCUGCUCUGGAGACCUUUGUGGGCGAGGACGUGAACACCAUGCUGAUCCUGAACCUGAUGAGCGGUACUGAGUACGGCGUCAGGGUUAUCGCCUCCUACACUACCGGCUCCAGCGAGGCCCUCACCGGCAAGGCCAGGACAUGUGAGUAGAUUAUCAGCAGCCCCAGGUAGAAUGGGACUCGAGAAUGGAUACUUUGCAUAAUAAACAGUUAAUUAAUUGAUUAUUCAACUUAUUUAACUUAUUCAACACAGUGCCUCCAGGUAGAACAGGACUCCAGAAUGGACACUGUGUAUACUGUAACUGCAUAAUUACUUACUUAUCCUCUUCGUGCCUACAGGCACAUAACAAACUUUUAUACUAAACAGUUUAAUACUUACUACAAGAUUUUUGGUCACAUUGAUCGCUCAUCAGAAACAAGACACUUUACAUAAAAUAUAGACAUUUUUAGAUGUUAUACCUCUUUUGUUUCCAUGCCAAUGUAAGGUUGAGUUAGAUCCCUCUCUACAUUUACAUCAUUUAUCCAGAGCGAUUAGGGUUCAGUGCCUUACUCAAGGGCACGUCAACAAAUGUUUCACCUAGUUGGCUCAGGGAUUCGAAGCAACCUUUCAGUUACUGGCCCAAAGCUCCUAACCUCUAGGUCACCUGCCGCCUCCUGUAGGUCAACUGGAACUAUCUGAGUCAGUGUGAAUUAUUGAGUAGCACAGCUUCACUCCAUCGGAGACUGAAGACGCCACAAUGAUAUCAAGUGGCCAGGCAGGCGUGCCUAAUGUAGUACCAGUGUCAGCGACUCAGCACUGUAACGGAGAUCAUUGUCUUAUUAGGGCUGGCAGCUCCCAGAUAAUCAGAUUGUAGUGGGGAGUGGAGACUAGAGACUCUCAUUCGUUUGCAUGACUAUGAUAUCACCUUGUGCAUAAUAAUUAAGCAAAGCAUGCUUGGGUAGCGCGUGUUUUGAAGGGCAUAGAUAGCGAUAUAGCCAUCAGGAUAGGGGUGUCUCUUGGGUGGAGUUUGAUGCCUGACUCUGACAUACAGUGAGCAUGUUAAAGAACACUGCACUAUAAUAAGAGAAAAUGUCAUGUUCAAGAUCUCCUUGUCUUACAGUUAUUUUUUAGUAUAGUUGUGUUGUGAAAGUUAAUGAAUGGUUAUAUUUUAUGUUAUGUAUUAUGGAACGCAGUCUACCUUAAACAUUAUUAAUUUAUUCAUAUGCGUUGUGAAAUGUGCAUGUUCCAAGAUAUGUAGAUGAGAUUAUUUACCAAACAGUUGUGGGUAAAUUUGUUUUUGUGACUCUCAAUACAAAACAUGGACAUAAUUUACUCCGAACUCCCCAAAACAAAUGUUUAUUUCCAAAACGCUAUAUCCACCAAUUUUUCACAUUUGUGUUUUUUCAUCAGAAAUGAUUACUUAUGGGUACUUUCAUGUGUGUGUAAAAUAUUACUGUUCUCAGAUUUUUUAUUCAUAUAUUUUUGAUGUGUAGUACAAUUAUUUAAUUUUAAUCUUUUGAUAUAUAUUUUUGCAAAACGCUAUAUAUCCAUUGUUUAGCUGGAUGGAAUGUUAGUGUCCUGUAUAUUUGACUGUGAUAUGUGGUUGUCUCACUUAGCUACCUUAAGAUGAAUGCACUUACUGUAAAUCGCUCUGGAUUAGAGCAUCUGCUAAAUGACUAAAAUGUCAAAUGUAAAUGUUUUACAUACAGAUCUCAUAUUACUGUAUUGAAUUAUUAUUAUUUGUUUAAAAUUUAAAUGUUGAUGUCACAAAUGUAUCAUUUGUACAUUUCUUAGUUAAAAAUGUAGUUAUGCCUCCCGAGUGGCGCACCGGUCUAAGGCACUGCAUCGCAGUGCUUGAGGUGUCACUACAGACCCGGGUUUGAUCCCGGGCUGUGUCGCAGCCAGCCGUGACCGGGCGACCAAUGAGGUGGUGCACAAUUGACCUAGCGUUAGGGGUUAGGGGAGGGUUUGGCCGACCGGGAUGUCCUUGUCCCAUCGCGCUCUAGCGACUCCUGUGGCAGGCCGGGCACAUGCACGCUGACAUGGUCGCCAGUUGUUCGGUGUUGUACUGGCUUUCGGGCUAAGCGAGCAGUGUGUCAAGAAGCAGUGCGGCUUGGCAGGGUCGUGUUUUGGAGGACGCAUGCCUCUCGACCUUCACCUCUCCCGAGUCCAUACGGGAGUUGCAGCGAUGGGACAAGACUGUAACUACCAAUUGGAUAUCACAAAAUCGGGGAGAAAAAGGGGGUAAAAAUACAUCAUUAUUUGUCUCUGAAAUGAAACCAUCAAGUGAUAGAUUUUAAACAAAUACAUGUCUGUCAAUGAACAACCCCCUGCCAUGAUUAGAUAGUGAAAAAACACACCAAUCUUUUUCUAAAUGUAAAAAAAUAAAAAAUAAACCUAAUUUACCAAAAUGUCUGAAAAUGGAUAAUAAGCGUUUUGGAAUGAAACUCUUCAAAUGUACAGUAUGUCCCGUUGAAAUAUUCAAACCCAUAGCAGCGCGCAAGAAUGAGAUUAAGAAAUGCAUGCAUACAUUUACAAUGCAUUCGGAAAGUAUUCAGACCCCUUCACUUUUUCCACAUUUUGUUACGUUAGAGCCUUAUUCAAAAAAUUAUUUUUUUUAUAACUCUCAUCAAUCUAAACACAAUACCUCAUAAUGACAAAGUGAAAACAGGUUGUUAGAAAUUUUUGCAAAUGUAUUAAAAAUAAAAAACAAAAACCUUAUUUACAUAAUUAUUCAGACCCUUGCUAUGAGACUCGAAAUUGAGCUCAGGUGUAUGCUGUUUCCAUUGAUCAUCCUUGAGAUGUUUCAACAACUUGGAGUCCACCUGUGGUAAAUUCAAUUGAUUGGACAUGAUUUGGAAAGGCACACACCUGUCUAUAUAAGGUCUCACAGUUGACAGUGCAUGUCAGAGCAAAAACCAAGCCAUGAGGUCGAAGGAAUUGUCCUUAAAGUUCAAGACAGGAUUGUGUCGAGGCACAGAUCUGGGGAAGGGUACCAAAAAAAUUAUCCAGCAUUGAAGGUCCCCAAGAACACAGUGGCCUUCAUUGUUCUUAAAUGGAAGAAGUUUGGAACCACCAAGACUCUUCCUAGAGUUGGCCGCCCGGCCAAACUGAGAAAUUGGGGGAGAAGGGCCUUGGUCAGGGAGGUGACCAAGAACCCGAUGGUCACUUUGACAGAGCUCCAGAGCUCCUCUGUGGAGAUGGGAGAACCUUCCAGAAGGACAACCAUCUCUGCAGCACUCCACCAAUCAGGCCUUUAUGGUAGAAUGGCCAGACGGAAGCCACUCCUCAGUAAAAGGGACAUAACAGCUCGCUUGGAGUUUGCCAAAAGGCACCUAAAGAACAAGAUUCUCUGGUCUGAUGAAACCAAGAUUGAACUCUUUGGCCUGAAUGCCAAGCGUCACGUCUGGAGGAAACCUGGCACCAUCCCUCCAGUGAAUCAUGGUGGUGGCAACAUCAUGCUGUGGGUAUGUUUUUCAGCAGCAGGGACUGGGAGACUAGUCAGGAUCGAGGGAAAGAUGAACGGAGCAAAGUACAGAGAGUUCCUUGAUGAAAACCUGCUCCAGAGUGCUCAGGACCUCAGACUGGGGGCAAAGGUUCACCUUCCAACAGGACAACGACCCUAAGCACACAGCCAAGACAAUGCAGGAGUGGCUUCGGGACAAGUUUCUGAAUGUCCUUGAGUGGCCCAGCCAGAGCCCGGACUUGAACCCGAUCGAACAUCUCUGGAGAGACCUGAAAAUAGCUGUGCAGCGACGCUCCCCAUCCAACCUGACAGAGCUUAAGAGGAUCUGCAGAGAAGAAUGAGAGAAACUCCCCAAAUACAGGUGUGCCAAGCUUGUAGCGUCAUACCCAAGAAGACUCAAGGCUAUAAUCGCUGCCAAAGGUGCUUCAACAAAGUACUGUGUAAAGGGUCUGAAUACUUAUGUAAAUGUGAUAUUUCCAUUUUUUUAUGUUUUAUACAUUUGCAGAAAAUUCUUAAAACCUCUUUUUGCUUUGUCAUUAUGGGGUAUUGUGUGUAUAUUGAUGAGGGGAAAAAACAAUAUAAAUCAUUUUAGAAUAAGGCUGUAACGUAACAAAAAAUGGAAAAAGUCAAGGGGUCUGAAUACUUUCCGAAUGCACUGUACAUAAAUGGAUUUGUACUGUUGAUCGUUAGGAGUAAGAUACGGCACCAUAUUUCAACUCCCCAAAUAACUUUUGCGGCAUGAAAAAUGAAUGCAUGGGUUAGGGAAGAGUCCAUAUGUUUAGAGUCCAACCCAAAUGGAGACAUAUGCUGUGUGGCGAUAGAUGUACUGCCUGUCUGCUCAUUAUCGUUAAGGAUAUGCAGGGCUCGUGCUAUUUCAUUUUACCACUGGUGUUUUUACCGUCACUACUUUGGUUAAAGUCAUGAUGACAAGAUUACAAUCCACUAUAUUGCAGUAUAGCAUUACAAUCUACUGAAUACUGAUCCAUAGACAUGCUUUUUAGUCUUAGGCCUAUGGUGGAUCUGCCACAUGCAGGACAACAACAAAGGAGUUGGCUCAAGCAGAAGCAGAUCUGGCAUCCAUGCUCACACUAUGUAUCUCCUUCAGAGGAGUGAUAUGGUUUCCAGUGUGAUGUGGUGGAUCUAUUACAGUAAUAAUGUGCCUGUCUCUCUCUGUCACAGUGUACCUGGGAGUGACCAAUCUGAACACCUACCAGGUGAAGAUGACCAGCAUGUGUGCCCAGUGGGUUGCCCACCACCACGCCACUCUGUACCGUGUGGUCAUUGAGUCACUGCUCAGUGAGUACCCAGCACCACACAAACAUACACUCUUAUCAACUUGCCCUGUGCCUUUUGAACCAACAACAGUUUUUUUAAAGUAUUGAGCUUACUAAAAGCAAGUAAUUUGUCAUGGCAGCACAAUAUCCAAACCCUCUCCUUGACAGUAUGUCUUUACAGCUGUGUGCAGACUUACACUGUACAGUACAUUAUAUGCAACCAAAUCCACAUUGGUAUUCCCACACACUGACACAGAGCCACUCUAGUGGAAGGAGGUGAUUUCCAUGCGGCCACACGUCUCCAUGUGGAUAAGGCUGUCAGCUCCCCCCUAAAAUCCACGUGAACCCGGUCAGAAAUUAUGCUCCUGGCAGGGAAUCUCGGUCGGGACACGGAAGCCUGCAGGGAGGAGGAUUCACUUGUAAUCCUGACAGGGAUUUCACACGUCCCCAACAGAACUGAAUAAGGAACUGGAGGAUAGUCAUUUGUAACAAUAUUCAAAUGCUACGAUAUACCAUGUGAUAUGAUGCUAUAUUAUAUACAGGAUAAAGCAUAAGAUAAAACAUCAGUAGGACAGACUGUACAGGUUUGGUACAGGGGGUUAGUAUUUGGGGUUAGAGUUUUGGUUUAGAAUCAUAUAAAAUAGGCCUACAAGGCUUUUUAAAAGGCAAGCUGAAUUGACAUUUACAUAUCCUAUAGUUCAAAAAGUCAACGAUGGCUAGCCAAGUGUGAGUUGGGACAAGAUAUACUUGUUAUGCGGAUGACCGUAAUUGCACCUCAUUGCAUCUUUUUGAAAAAGUUAGGAUGAGAAAGAAAAACAAUUGGGUUUCUUGUUCAACGUGCUCUGACAUUGAGUUCCAGACACUUCUGUUCCAGCUUGUAGUUAACAAGAUACUGAAUUUGCAUCAAAGCAGCACAUUAUUAGGCAAACAAUUAUAUUUAGGAAAAUAUUCUAGGCGCCUUUUACCUUCUAAGUCAUAAUUAUUACUUCACAGACGUGAGACUUCCAACCAACUGUCAGUGUGGGUGGGUGUCUGGAAGUUAAAUUAAACCUGAUGUCAAAGUGAGAGUUUGCUACUCAGUCAGUGCGUAGUCCUAAAUAGAUAUUUAAAGUUUAUGAGAAGUUUUAAUGCCCUCAAAGUGGUCUAAAGUUGCACUGAGACCAUAUUGUAUGCCAUUCCAUAUGAUUAUACGAAAUAAGUCCGGAAUUAAUGAGAUAACCUGGCAUUAAUCUAAUUCUAGCCAAUUAAUGACAUUCAAUUAACAAUUUCUCCUAAUAUACAGUUAGCAUAUAGCGGGAUUUAUGCAACAGAUGGCAUGGAAUAUUUCAGUUAUAGAACAUUUAAAAUAUCAAUAUCAUAUUAAUGCUGUGUCGAUCCCAAUAUGAGUAUCAUCUGCCAAAUAGGAAAAUAAUGUGAGAAAUUCAUCAAGUUUAACACUAAGACCCAAACUUCAUUAUAUGCAAUUUCGCAGCAUUACCUUUGGGAGCUCCUGAAAUAUUAGAUCUAUCAGCCGGCAUUAGGCCCAAAUUAGGAUUUAUGAUGUCUAGAUAAAUAUAUAAUUACCCAAAGAAAAUACCACAUCGGUGUAUGUGGGAAAAUGGGUUGCCAGAUAUUUGAAUAAGCACCACAGUUUGUGUAAGAGGCACAGGUCUUGAUACAUGUUUAAGACACAGCUUUAGUAUGUUCAAUAAGUGCUAAUACUGUGUGCAUAUUCAGCUUUGUCCUUUUUGAUGUCUUAAUACAGUGGUAGACACAGUAGUCAUUGGAAAUGACUAUAGGAUGUGUUUGAAAUGAGGCUGUUACUUUGUCAGAAUCUCCCCACCUCCAAAUUCUAUGUAUUAGGCAGCUGCAUUGUCAGUGAUUACAAAAUAUGUCAACUGUACCCUGGUAUCAUCUGUCAUUAUGGCUGCCAUAAUACUAGUCCUCCAAUUCAGAAGAUGCUUGACUUGUGUCACUUGCUCAGAUAUUGAUAUUCACUUGAUGCUUAAAGGGAUACUUCGGGAUUUUGGCAAUGAGGCCCUUUAUCUACUUCCCUAGAGACAGCUGAACUAGUGGACACAAUUAGUAUGUCUCUGUGUCCAGUAUGAGGGAAGUUAGAGGUAGUUUGACUGGAAAUCUAUGGGUAUCUAUUAGCUUGCUUCGCUUCCCCAUAGACUGCCAGGCAUUUUCGUUAACGCUAGUUAGCAUUGGCUCGCGAAACUACCUCUAACUUCCUUCAUACUGGAGACAGAGACAUACAAAUUGUAUCCACGAGUUCAUCUGUCUCUGGGGAAGUAGAUAAAGGGCCUCAUUGCCAAAAUCCCAACGUAUCCCUUAAAGAAAUAGACCCAAACCCUGGAAGAGAGGUUGUACAAUAGAAUGUGGACAUCUUAGUAUUGGAAUUCAUUACAUACAUUUCUAUGGUGAACAUGCUCCUGCUGAUGACAGCAGCAUUGAUUGUGAUGGUAACCAGUGGUAAACUAUAUAUGUGAUGGUGAUUCUGUCUUCAUUUUAGAUGGAUAUAAGCAGGAGGCAAGGCUGGGAGGAGGAGCCACCCGGCACUGCUUCAAUGACCUGACAGCUAACACGCAGUACAAGAUCAGUGUGUACGCCCAACUCCAGGACACAGAGGGACCUGCAGUCACCACCACAGAGAAGACCUGUAGGUGUCCUCCUCAACAACUGCUUAGUAUACACUCUACGACAGCCCUACAACCGACUUGCUACUAUUCUCAGAAAGGUUUCUUACAAUAUUGUGACAAUGUUGUGACAACGUCACCAGUGAGAAGACCUGUCAGUGUCCCCCGGCCUCAACAUUGUAGCUUAGGGGUUGGCAACAGGCAGCUCGCGGGCCAUAACCAGCCCCCAAGUUAUUUAUUUUGCCCCCCCAAAGUUUUUAGUAAAAAAUAAAUAAAAGACUGUAAAAUCACCAGCUAAAAAUGUGUUUAAUUUAGGAAAUCUGUUCCUAAGUAUUCCCACAAAUAAAAAAUAGACUUAUGUGAUCAUGUGUCAAUGUAAUCAAACUAUGAAAUGAUUGUUAUUUUGAAAUACAAUCUCUUUUUAGGCUUAGUUGUGGUCAAUUUGCAGUGUACAAGUUAUUAUAAUUAUGUUCCCUGCACCCCGACCAUGAAUCUAGUUACCUACCCCUGGUCUCGCUGCUUAGUAUUCUUUACUCUACAUGCAACAUACAGUCCUACUACAACCGACUCGCUGCAUACUAUUCUCACAGCAUUAUUACAACAUUGUCACAAUGUUGUGACAACAUUAGUUACAACAUCAGUCCACAGGGAGCUGAUAAGAAACCUAAGAACAAUUUACACAUUUCUCAACAUGGACACAACACUGAGAACAUACUUGUACGAAAAAUGAUUCGCUCUAGACUGUAGCAACAUUCUUACAAUGUUAUCCAAACCAAACAUACAGCCACAUGACUUACAGACAAUCACAACAUUUUCACAACAUUAUUAGCCUCCUGGGAGGGAAUGCCUCCCUUAGGAGUGAAUCGUGAUUGGGUCUGUGGCCAACUCACAACAGUAAUUAAGGCACUCUCUCUAACCCACCAGGCAUUUGUUUGCAUUGAGUUGAUUUACGUCGAGUUUAGACACUGUUUUAAAGUUUUGUUUUGAUACAGAUUACAGCUAAAGGCCUUUUUAAAUUGCCCUGUGUUUCUCCAGGCUGCCAUCAAAAAUAAUUCCCAGUUUCACGUAGCUGAAUUACUACGGCGGUAAAGUCUACGGUAUAAUUCAUUUCAAUUUGACUGCCGCUGUUGGUAGGGAUCAAGCUAGCAAAUUAUAUGGGUAACUUAAUCAUAAACUCGGCAUGCUGCUAAGCAUAAGCUACCAUCUCGGAUUUACUCUCUAAAUUCCUUCUGAUUCUUCUAUCAUCCGACUGAUUAUAUAUAUUAUGUUUGAUGGUUUUAUCAAUGUGGUAUCUUCUGUGUGAAGCCAUUUUUUAACUGUAAAUGAAAGCCUCACCAAGCAUGUUUGUCAGGUGAGGUGACAUAGACAUGUAAUAAGGAUGUUAUAAUGCUUUGUGUGUGUCUUAUGUCCUUGCUUUCAUGCAGUCCCUGUUCCCACCCCGGCACCCACCAGGCCACCCACUACAACCCCUCCUCCCACUGUACCCUCAGCCAAGGAAGGUAAGGCAAAAGGCCUGUUGUAAACAAAUACCUGUGGGUCCUAUAGUGGUGCGAUCGUCUAAUAAGAGGGUAUUUCCACUCCAUUCCUAUCACUAGCACAGAGAGGCUGCUUCCUACAUACAGACUUGAAAAUCACUGGCCACUUUAAUAAAUGGAACACUAGUCACUUUAAUAAUGCCACUUUAAUAAUGUUUUCCCUAGUAAUAUCUUGGGUGGGCUGCUGGAGAGAAAUACUUUAGGUCUGAAUUGUGUUUAGUAAGCUAUAGUGCUUUUGGCUUGGUCUCAAAGCACUUCAUGUACCUUUAUGAGGUAAAGGGAACUCAGACUGUCCACCACCACUGUGAACAUCUACCUGGGUGAUGUAUGGUAGCUAUUUUGCGCCCGAAUGCUCACAAGUCACCACCCAUCAGUGAACAGAUACUGUAGCGAUAUCCCCUAUGGUAGAUUAUCUACACAUGUAUUUGAGUGCAACUCACUUUGAGUGGCAUUAACCUUAACAUAAUUUUGUUUGGUGCUCAAGGAAAUUCAAAGGGCUUUGGCUACCAGGCAAUGCCCCCAGUUGAAUAACUAGCACUAGCGCAGUCAAGACUAAAGAUAUUAAAGGUAAACCGGAGAGCCCUCAGAACAGGCAGUUACCAUGGAAAUCACUCUGUCAAGUUGCUAGGUCAAUUUUCAACCGGUCCCUGACUGACAUUCAAACCUCAAAUGACUCCUGACACAAAUUUGUGAAUCUAAUACAAGUUCAUAUACGCAGUGUCUAUUGAGUACAGAUGUCUGAAAUGAUAGUAAAGCUGUUUAAUGUGCUUUUGGGAUAAUCACAAAUCUUUUCAGACUUCCAAAAAUUGUCCCAUUAUGAGCUUUUGAGUCUGAUAUAAUACUGUAAGCCGGAACUUGUGUUACAGUCUUGUAUCUUGAGUUUCAAGUCAGAAUAUUUCGUAGUUUACAAUUCUGAAGAUAUAACGUGUAGAAAAUAAGUAUACGUUUAACUUUAUUUGCUGUUUUUGAGAACAAUAAUCUUAGCUGUUUUCUUUCUUCUUACACAGUUUUCUGGGAUGAGUCUUGUAAAAGUUAAUUGAAAACUCACUCCCCUCUCUGUCGGAACUCAGACCAAGUCAAUUUCCAAGCCUGUAAUUCGAAUUGUUUUAUUAUUGUUAUUGUUUGCCUAGGAAACAUCAACAAAUGCAACUUUUAGUUCACUUUGCUUCCCACAUACUAGCAACUUGGUUAUUAUAUUUGGUUCCUUUGAAAAUCACAGAGCAGAACAAAACAGAAAACGAAAGCAAACAACAGGAAAUGAGGUGUUGUACUGGUCAAUCUGUCCCUGGCUGGCCCUGAUAUGAGAGAGGGAAGUUGUUGAGAUAAUUGCCAAUCAUCACAGCUCCUCUCUCGUAACCCGUGGAGAAUGAGAACGCUCUCCCCGCUCUCCAUUGUGAUUCUUCCACUGCUGCCUGUGAGGCUAGUGUGUGUUGUUCUCUACCCUCUGUUUGUAUUACCUCUAUAUAUGCUGUUUAUCGGAACUCUUAUUGUAUGCACUGAAUUUAAAUUGCUCUUGGUAAGAGCAUGUUCUAAUUGGCUUGUAAAUGUAAAUGCACUUUUCUGUCUCCCUAUGUCUCUUUCUCUGUUUGUAUAUUACUUUCUCUCACUCUUCCACUCUCUACCCUCUCCCCCUCUCAUUUUCUCACUCCUCAUCCCUCCUCUCUCUUUCCUCAUUUCUUCUCAACCCUCUUCCUCCUCCCUGCACCUACUUGUACCUACUUCUCUCUCUCUCUUUCUCUCUCCUCUCUCUCCUUCUUUCUCUCCUGACAGUUUGCAAGGCAGCCAAGGCAGACCUGGCUUUCCUAGUGGACGGCUCCUGGAGCAUCGGGGAUGACAGCUUCCUGAAAAUCAUCCGCUUCCUGUACAGCACCACAGGAGCCCUCAACACCAUUGGACCAGAUGGCACUCAGGUAAAAAGAUUGACUAGACCAACCAAUGGUCCUGUGGCCAGCUAGCAUUUACAGAUGUAGGAUCUUAAUUGGAUCACCCUGUUGCAGGAUAACUUUCCUGCAAUCCAGGAAAUGUAACAUUUGUAGUGUAUUUGAGGUUUAAAAAGGCUUCUGAAGUUUGUAAUUUCAGACUUUCUUUUCCCUUAUGAAAAAUGUAUCAACCUCUACAAAACUGUCCAUUAAUUAUAAUCCACAUAAUACUUCCCAUUUCCUGUUGCUGCAGGAUUAUUUUCCUGCUGGACCAAACUGGCUAAAAUUACGAUCCUACAUCUGUACAGUACUGUCAUAAAUGAAACACCUAUGUUUGACUAUAUGUCACGUGUGUUUUUAUGAACAAUACAUUUAUGCCGUCCAUUAUUAGUCCACUACUUUACAACUACCCCCCCCCCCCCCCCCCCCCCCCACACACACACACACACAAAAUACUCUGAAAUGCCACAUUUUCAAUUCAACUCAAAAUAUAUUUUUCCCAUCAGGUGGCCAUUGUCCAGUUCAGUGACGAUGCCAGAACCGAGUUCAAACUCAACUCGUACGACAACAAGGAGAGGCUGCUAGAGGCCAUUAACCGUAUCUCCUACAAGGGAGGGAACACCAAGACAGGCAAGUGGACAACAGGUCUUAUUCACUUUAUUAAAAAGAGUGUUUCAACCAUCAAGGCACACCUUUGUCAACCUUAUUCACUCUCUUACAAUGUGGAGUUUUCAUACUAUUACUCUGAAGCAUACAUUAAAGGGACAUUUCAAAAAUGUUCUACUUUAUAUUCGUCAUCUCCAGCACCACCCCAACAUCAACAUAUGUGAAAAUGGCACGUUUCUAUGUCUUGUAGUAAAAAAGAUUGAGAAAGAUAAGUGUUUCUAAUGACAUCAUCAACCAAUUAGUAGACAAUUAGUAGGUAAUUAGUAGGUAAUGCCUACUCACAAUUGGUCAAAAUCACACUAUGCACACCGAUGAUGUCAUUGGAAACACUUAUCUUCCUCUAUCUUGUUUACGACAAAACAUAGAAACGCACCAUUUUCACAUAUGUGUAUGUUGGGGUGGUGCUGGAGAUGAUAAGUAUGAAGGUAAAACAUUUUUGAGUUUUUAUUUAAGUUCCUAUUUAUUUUUCAUAAAAUGUCUAAAUGGACUCCCAUAACAGUAAAUGAACAGGAUAACUGAAUCCCAUUUAGACAGCUGUAGCUGCCAGAUGAACAGAAAUACCCCUUAUUGACAUUCCUUUUGUAACCUGCCGAAAAAAAAUCAGUCAUUGUAAUCAGGCAGGCCAGAGUAAUCAAGCGCGGCUUCCGAAGAACAGUGAGACGCUGACAUUAAUCAGUGUUUUUUUGUUGUUGUACCAAACCCAGGAUCCCCAAGGGGAGCGAUAAUGCAUUCUCCAAGUCAUCUAACAAUGUUUUCUUUUUUUCAAACGGAUGCAACGAAGAAGUCUGCUUGGUAAUGAUAAUUGUUGCAUUGUGUUCUCCUUUGUAAUGUGUAUAGUUGCAGGUGGGAUGGGACUAAUAACGAAGAAAAUGUGUUGUUGCUGAGAUAGUGAUAACCCAAAACUAUGAUCCUCUACCAAGUAACCUGGCUAGAUCCUGCUGUCAAUAUCGCUUAAUUUUCCCCUCCUUUCCUCCCUCUCUCUCUCUCUCCCUCUAUCCCUCCAUCCCUCCCUCUAAUUCUCUUACUGUAGGGCUAGCCAUCCGGCAUGUGAAAGACACCAUCUUCACAGUGGGAGGAGGGAUCCGGAGGGGCAUCCCCAAAGUACUGGUGGUGUUGACUGACGGGCGCUCUCAGGACGAUGUCAACAAGGUCUCUAAAGAGAUGCAGACGGAAGGUGAGGCACAUGAUGCAAUAAUUCAAUUGAAUAGAAUGUGGUACAUGAAAAUAACAUUCUACAACACAGAAAAGUAUCGAUAUAUGUUAAUCCAACAAAAUGUUAUAGUUAGGUAUGCACAUUACACACUAUUGGCAAUACUGUAUGCUUACCUUCUUCACAGGGUACAUUGUUUUUGCCAUUGGUUUUGCGGAUGCGGACUACGGGGAGCUGGUGAGCAUCGCCAGCAAGCCCAGCGAGAGACACGUUUUCUUUGUGGACGAUUUAGACGCCUUCAAGAAAAUUGAGGAAAAGCUGGUCACCUUUGUUUGUGAGGCUGCCACUGCCAGUGAGUCCUACAGGAGCACAAUCUUAAAUCUAUGUUAUUCAAAAACACAGGCGGCAUAUUAUUGCCAUGGAGUGACA